AUGGCUGCUUCUGUCCUGGGCAAGAGACAAAGAUCUAGCAUAGAAGCUGAAGAACCCUUCUUGAUUCAUACGCGCAGAAGACGAGCUCGUAUCUCAACACCAGAUAUACAUGUUGAGGAUGGGAUAUCUUCCAUUCCGCAAAGUUCUCAAUAUGUCCAGCCCUGCGAAUUGAAAACCCCACUGCAAAGCACCAAAGCCAUUUCCAAGGCUUGUACCGUAACGUCAAAACGUACAGUCCCAAACAAACAUCCACUUCCGUCCCAAUCAUUAGAAGGUGCAUUUCCAAGUCCAUCUACAGACUCGAAUGAUGAAAAUGUGCCACCAGUUGAGUUCAGGACACCGUCUACCACAAGAUUCAAAGAUGCAUUGGCACCUCUCACACCAAAGCAUCGUGUCAAGCUUCCCGGCAAGCCUUUGACUCCUCGAACUCCACGGACAUGUUCGACACCAAGCUCCACAUGCGCGACAAUUUAUUCGGAUGCACGCCAGUUGUUUGCGCAAAAUGGCAGCCCCUCCAAACUCAUUGGUAGAGAUGCGGAAAGGAGGGAGCUUGCCUCAUUCAUAACUCAUGCUGUCGAUACUCACUCCGGAGGCAGUAUCUACGUCAGUGGCCCACCUGGUACUGGAAAAAGUGCCUUGAUAGAAGAGAUAACCAAUGAACUCUCUACGACACCAAGCCUCAAGUGCUCCGUUGUCAACUGCGUGAGCAUCAAGUCCUCGAAGGACAUGCAGCGCAAGAUCAUCUCUGAUCUGCUUCCUGAGGGGCUACGAAGCACAAAACCCGAGCAAUCGACUCUGUCCCAUUUAUUCCUACCUAAAAGGAAAAGCAUGUCGCAAUCGUUUCUCGUUGUUCUCGAUGAAGUAGACAACCUUCUUUCCGUUGACUGCGAAUUGCUCUAUACACUAUUUGAGUGGGCUUUACAUAGGUCAUCGUGUCUGAUCCUGAUCGGAAUCGCCAAUGCUCUCGACCUUACAGAUCGCUUCCUUCCCCGAUUGAAAGCUAGAAACCUCAAACCUCGACUUCUCCCUUUCAUGCCAUAUACAGCGCCGCAGAUUGUUUCUAUCAUUACCGAAAAGCUUCGAUCUACCCUUCCAGCAGAUUGCUCGAGGGGGGUGGAUUAUGUUCCGUUCUUACAGCCAGCUGCCAUCCAACUUUGCAGCAAGAAGGUGGCAUCUCAAACAGGAGACCUUCGAAAGGUCUUCAAUCUGGUCCGACGAGCAAUUGACUGCAUCGAACGCGAGACGGUUGAGAAACAUUCUGCGUUUGAUCUGUCAACAUCCAAGCAGCCCCUUCUGGAUAUUACGAACAAUUCCCCCACAAAGCUACCACUCUCGCCACCCUCUUCAUCUCCUCUCAAGCCUUCGUCCUCUCCUCCGGUCUCAGGUACGGUGCGGCUGAAUGUCGCCGGUUUGACAGCUGAGAGUGCGCCGCGUGCGACCGUAGCCCACAUAGCGCGUCUCACAACCGCUGUCUUCAACAAUGAUGCAGUCUCCAGAUUGGGGGGGCUAAACCUUCAGCAAAAGGCAAUUCUCUGCUCACUGGUCGCAGCAGAGAGGAAGCGAAAUGAGCGCGAUCCAUUCAGCACUCCGUCGAAGAACGCGAACAGAAAGCCAAUGCUCAAAGACCUGUUUGAAUUGUAUGCUGGAGUUUGCAAAAGAGAUAACGUGCUUUGUCCUUUAUCUUCUACAGAAUUUCGAGAUGUUGUUGCGAGCCUUGAGACCUUUGGCCUCGUACAGGAAGCAACUGGCCGAGCAAGUUUCCUUACGCCAACUAAGACUCCGUCCAGACUGGGCAGGAAGAACAUCGAGGAGAAACAGUUUGCCAGUAUAGUAUCGGAGAAAGAGCUGGAGGACAACUUGCAAGGACCAGGAACAGAGAUUCUCAAGAGACUAUUACGUGGAGCUUGCCUUUGA
Messenger RNA from Endocarpon pusillum Z07020, 1914 nucleotides. RefSeq lists its product as uncharacterized. The transcript is spliced from 3 exons. Gene Ontology annotation, molecular function: DNA replication origin binding; ATP hydrolysis activity. The coding region runs from base 1 to 1914 and encodes 637 amino acids. Gene Ontology annotation, cellular component: nucleus. The record is from RefSeq and is a predicted model, not a curated record. Gene Ontology annotation, biological process: mitotic DNA replication checkpoint signaling; DNA replication initiation; cell division. NCBI's taxonomy places the organism in Eukaryota, Fungi, Ascomycota, Eurotiomycetes, Verrucariales, Verrucariaceae.